GUCAGCGGCGGCGGCGGUGGCGGCGACCGUCAGUUUUCGCUGAGGAGAAACACGAAACGGACCCUUUGCCUCUCCCCCUUCCCCUUUCCCGUCCUGAACCCCUCUCCUGGCCACCGAGAAUCAGUCCCCGUGGAGUUCCCCCUCCACCUCGCCAUCGUUUCCUCGGUCCUCGGCCCGGUGGAAGUCACUACCCUCGAGGAGGAGGCAGCGGCAGCCGCCCUCGCGUCGCCGCCCCCGGUUCGGUGCCCGCGGUCCCGGAGAGGAGGUGCCGCCGCCACCGCCGCUCCCCCCCUCCCGCUGCCCUCGGGCCGGGCUGGGUCGAGCUGCGAUGCCCUCGGACUUCAUCUCAUUGCUCAGCGCGGACCUAGACCUGGAAUCGCCCAAGUCCCUGUACUCGCGAGAUUCUCUGAAGUUACACCCAUCACAGAAUUUUCAUAGAGCUGGACUAUUGGAAGAAUCUGUCUAUGAUCUUCUCCCAAAGGAGUUACAGUUACCUCCAUCUAGAGAAACAUCUGUAGCAUCAAUGAGUCAGACAAGCGGUGGUGAGGCAGGCUCGCCUCCUCCAGCUGUUGUUGCUGCUGAUGCUUCUUCAGCUCCCUCCUCUUCCUCCAUGGGCGGUGCUUGCAGCUCCUUUACCACCUCUUCCAGCCCUACCAUUUAUUCUACCUCAGUCACCGACAGCAAGGCUAUGCAAGUGGAGAGCUGCUCCUCAGCCGUGGGGGUAAGUAACAGAGGGGUAAGUGAAAAGCAGUUAACCAGUAACACAGUUCAGCAGCAUCCAUCAACACCGAAGAGGCACACAGUCUUGUACAUCUCACCACCACCUGAGGACUUGCUGGAUAACAGUCGGAUGUCCUGCCAGGAUGAGGGGUGUGGAUUGGAAUCUGAGCAGAGCUGCAGUAUGUGGAUGGAGGAUUCCCCCUCCAACUUCAGUAACAUGAGCACCAGUUCCUACAAUGAUAACACUGAGGUACCUCGUAAAUCACGAAAACGAAAUCCAAAGCAGAGGCCGGGGGUCAAACGACGAGAUUGUGAAGAAUCUAAUAUGGAUAUAUUUGAUGCCGACAGUGCCAAAGCACCUCACUAUGUGCUUUCUCAGCUUACCACGGACAACAAAGGCAACUCAAAAGCGGGAAAUGGAACAUUGGAAAACCAAAAAGGCACUGGAGUAAAGAAGAGCCCUAUGUUGUGUGGACAAUAUCCUGUUAAAAGUGAGGGAAAGGAGCUGAAGAUAGUUGUACAACCUGAGACACAGCACCGAGCUCGGUACCUGACUGAGGGCAGCCGCGGCUCAGUAAAAGAUAGAACACAGCAAGGCUUUCCUACAGUAAAGCUGGAAGGCCAUAAUGAACCUGUAGUGUUGCAAGUGUUUGUGGGUAACGACUCUGGACGAGUGAAACCACAUGGAUUUUAUCAGGCCUGCAGGGUAACUGGACGAAAUACAACUCCUUGCAAAGAAGUGGACAUUGAAGGCACUACUGUUAUAGAAGUCGGCCUUGAUCCUAGCAACAACAUGACACUGGCGGUGGACUGCGUAGGGAUAUUGAAAUUGAGGAAUGCUGAUGUUGAAGCCAGAAUAGGAAUUGCUGGUUCCAAGAAAAAAAGCACUCGUGCCAGAUUGGUUUUUCGAGUUAAUAUCACAAGGAAAGAUGGCUCCACUUUGACACUGCAAACACCCUCUUCUCCAAUUUUGUGUACUCAGCCAGCAGGAGUGCCAGAAAUCUUAAAGAAAAGCUUGCAUAGCUGUUCAGUGAAAGGAGAAGAAGAAGUAUUUUUAAUUGGCAAGAACUUUCUGAAAGGAACUAAAGUUAUUUUCCAAGAAAAUGUUUCUGAUGAAAACUCUUGGAAGUCAGAAGCUGAAAUUGAUAUGGAAUUAUUUCAUCAGAAUCAUCUUAUUGUGAAAGUUCCCCCCUAUCAUGACCAACAUAUAACUUUGCCUGUGUCAGUGGGAAUAUAUGUAGUGACGAAUGCUGGAAGAUCUCAUGAUGUUCAACCAUUCACUUACACUCCAGACCCAGCAGCAGCUGGUGCUUUGAAUGUAAAUGUGAAGAAGGAAAUAUCUAGUCCAGCAAGACCUUGCUCUUUUGAAGAGGCCAUGAAAGCAAUGAAAACUACUGGAUGCAAUUUAGAUAAGGUAAAUAUUAUCUCUAAUGCCCUGAUGACUCCACUCAUACCAAGCAGUAUGAUUAAGAGUGAAGAUGUUACUCCAAUGGAAGUAACAGCAGAAAAAAGAUCUUCCACUAUUUUUAAGACUACAAAGUCAGUUGGAUCAACUCAGCAAACAUUAGAAAACAUCUCAAACAUAGCAGGAAAUGGCUCUUUUUCAUCACCAUCAUCUUCCCACCUACCUUCUGAAAAUGAAAAACAGCAGCAGAUUCAGCCCAAGGCAUACAAUCCAGAGACCCUGACAACUAUUCAAACUCAGGACAUCUCACAGCCUGGUACUUUUCCAGCAGUUUCUGCUUCUAGUCAGCUGCCCAACAGCGAUGCACUAUUGCAGCAGGCUACACAGUUUCAGACAAGAGAAACUCAGUCUAGAGAGGUAUUACAGUCAGAUGGCACAGUGGUUAAUUUGUCACAACUGACUGAGGCGUCACAACAGCAGCAGUCACCACUACAAGAACAAGCACAGACUUUACAGCAGCAGAUUUCAUCAAAUAUUUUUCCAUCACCAAGUAGUGUGAGUCAGCUUCAGAAUACUAUUCAGCAGCUGCAAGCAGGGAGUUUUACAGGCAGUACUGCUGGUGGCAGCAGUGGAAGUGUUGACUUGGUCCAACAAGUUUUAGAGGCACAGCAACAGUUAUCUUCAGUUUUAUUUUCUGCUCCAGAUGGUAAUGAGAAUGUUCAAGAGCAGCUUAGUGCAGAUAUUUUUCAACAAGUCAGUCAAAUUCAGAGUGGUGUAAGCCCUGGAAUGUUUUCCUCAACAGAGCCAACAGUCCAUACCAGACCAGAUAAUUUAUUACCUGGAAGAGCUGAAAGUGUUCACCCACAGUCUGAAAACACGUUAUCUAAUCAACAGCAGCAGCAGCAGCAACAGCAAGUGAUGGAAUCUUCAGCCGCAAUGGUGAUGGAGAUGCAACAGAGUAUCUGCCAGGCAGCUGCUCAGAUUCAGUCAGAGUUAUUCCCUUCAACUGCUUCAGCAAAUGGAAACCUUCAGCAAUCGCCAGUUUACCAGCAGACUUCUCACAUGAUGAGUGCAUUGUCUACCAAUGAGGAUAUGCAAAUGCAGUGUGAAUUGUUUUCUUCUCCUCCUGCAGUUUCUGGAAAUGAAACUUCUACAACUACCACACAGCAGGUUGCAACCCCUGGCACUACCAUGUUUCAGACAUCAAGUUCAGGAGAUGGAGAAGAAACUGGAACACAAGCAAAACAGAUUCAGAACAGUGUCUUUCAGACCAUGGUCCAAAUGCAACAUAGUGGGGACAAUCAACCUCAAGUUAACCUUUUUUCAUCCACAAAAAGUAUGAUGAGUGUUCAGAAUAGUGGUACCCAACAACAAGGUAAUGGUUUAUUCCAGCAAGGGAAUGAGAUGAUGUCACUUCAAUCUGGAAAUUUUUUGCAGCAGUCUUCUCAUUCACAGGCCCAACUUUUUCAUCCUCAAAAUCCUAUUGCCGAUGCUCAGAACAUUUCCCAGGAAACUCAAGGUUCUCUCUUUCAUAGUCCAAAUCCUAUUGUCCACAGUCAGACUUCUACAACCUCCUCUGAACAAAUGCAGCCUCCGAUGUUUCACUCUCAAAGUACCAUUGCUGUGUUACAGGGCUCUUCAGUUCCUCAAGACCAGCAGUCAACCAACAUAUUUCUUUCCCAGAGUCCCAUGAAUAAUCUUCAGACUAACACAGUAGCCCAGGAAGCAUUUUUUGCAGCACCGAACUCAAUUUCUCCACUUCAGUCAACAUCAAACACUGAACAACAAGCUGCUUUCCAACAGCAAGCUCCAAUAUCACACAUCCAGACGCCUAUGCUUUCCCAAGAACAGGCACAACCCCCCCAGCAGGGUUUAUUUCAGCCUCAGGUGUCCCUGGGCUCCCUUCCACCUAAUCCAAUGCCUCAAAGCCAACAAGGAACCAUGUUCCAGUCACAGCACUCAAUAGUUGCCAUGCAGAGUAACUCUCCAUCCCAGGAGCAGCAGCAGCAGCAGCAACAGCAGCAGCAGCAGCAGCAACAACAACAACAGAGCAUUUUAUUCAGUAAUCAGAAUACCAUGGCUACAAUGGCGUCUCCAAAGCAACCACCACCAAACAUGAUAUUCAACCCAAAUCAAAAUCCAAUGGCUAAUCAGGAGCAACAGAACCAGUCAAUUUUUCACCAACAAAGUAACAUGGCCCCAAUGAAUCAAGAGCAACAGCCCAUGCAAUUUCAGAGUCAGUCCACAGUUUCCUCACUUCAGAACCCGGGUCCUACCCAGUCGGAAUCAUCACAGACCCCCUUGUUCCAUAGCUCUCCUCAGAUUCAGUUGGUACAAGGGUCACCUAGUUCUCAAGAGCAGCAAGUAACACUCUUCUUAUCUCCAGCAUCCAUGUCUGCCUUGCAGACCAGUAUAAAUCAACAAGAUAUGCAACAGUCUCCUCUUUAUUCCCCUCAGAACAACAUGCCUGGAAUUCAAGGGGCCACAUCUUCGCCUCAAUCACAGGCUACUUUAUUUCACAACACAGCAGGAGGCACAAUGAACCAACUACAGAAUUCUCCUGGCUCAUCUCAGCAGACAUCAGGAAUGUUCUUAUUUGGCAUUCAAAAUAACUGUAGUCAGCUUUUAACCUCUGGACCAGCUACAUUGCCUGAUCAGUUGAUGGCCAUAAGUCAGCCAGGCCAACCACAAAACGAGGGCCAGCCGCCUGUGACAACACUUCUUUCUCAGCAAAUGCCAGAGAAUUCUCCACUGGCAUCCUCUAUAAACACCAACCAGAACAUCGAAAAGAUUGAUUUGCUUGUUUCAUUGCAAAACCAAGGGAACAACUUGACUGGCUCCUUUUAACUGGAUAUAAAUUCCACGAAGAAAAUCCUGAUUCCAAGAUGUCCUGAGAUCUUGUGGUUCCAUGAGAAUUAUUACUUUAAAAACAAAAUAUGAAAAACUGUAUUUGAGUAAAUUGAUAGAUUUUACUCUGACUGCAAAAGAGCACACCUAUGCUGCUUGUUGCAGUGACUAACCACCAAUGUUAACAUCUUCAUAUUUUGUAUUCCUAAUAACAGUGAUGACUGAGAAUCUAUUUGAGUUUCCAGCUGGCAGAAUUAAUUGUUAUUAUUUUCCUAGGCGCAAUUUCCUUAAACGUACAGUUUAAAUUUGAGGCUGGACCACUCAGUUAUUAUUGCUAUUAGAAAAUAAUAUAUAAUGUUUACUUUCGUUCUUCAUUAUUUUCUUUCCUGCAUUGUUUUAGUCAAGUAAUGGCUUUUGAAAAAGUAAAGUUCAAUAAUAACUAAGGCUGUGAUUUGUUUCAAUAUAAAAGGCACAGCUGUUGGCCAAAGUGAAGGAAUCUUUUUUCAGUUUUAUUGGAGAAACUGAAGGGGUAACAUUCUAACAAGUAAACUGUAUAUGCAGAUAAAAGUACUCUUGAUUUAACACAAAGGCAGAUGAUACACUUAUAAAACUGGGAACAGCUGGAAUGCUAUUGAUUUUAUUUUUUCAGAGAGCUGUUAGUUCUCUGGGUUUCUACUAAGGGGUUUAGCCAUAACUGUGCAUAGAAAAAUAAUUAUCUUUAUCUGUAAAAAAUGAAGGGGAUAAUAUAUGAUAAAUUAUGUUCUGAUAUCCUCCUACAGUAGUUUAAAUUGACAGAAAAAUUUGAGUGUUUUCUUCUAAAUCCAGUCUUAGGCUGGUAUUCCCUUUUUAUAUAUAUCUAUAUUACUUUUCACCUCUUUUUCACUUUAGAGAACUAUUAAUAUACUACUGGCUUCAUGACCCUGUAGCAUCUUUGGCCACUUUAAUCUAGGGUGACCUAGCAAUCCUGAAGCACAGGGCAGAGAGUACUUUCUUAGGAAUUAUUGGGAGUUGAUUCCUGAGAAACAACACAUUUUUCCCCAUGAACGGUGCUGUUCUGAAGUCUUCAAAUUUUUCCCGCUAAUAGGAAACAGUAUAAAUUUUAAUUAAAAACAAAAAAGGCAAACUAAAAUUUCUUGAAACAUCACUUCUCCCUGAUCUGCAGUGAGUAUAAAUUCACUUGUCACCUCAGUGCUUUACAGUUUGAAGUGGUCAUUUACCUGAUGGUUCCCACAAGCCUUAGGCUUUACAGGGUUGUAUCAUUGACUUAAAAUGAAGAAUUAACUUGUGUUACAUCUAUAAAGAGCAAAAUAACACACUCCAGAACUUGGCAGUUGUAGCAUUAGUUAUACAGUUUUGGGUGUUCUUGCCACCCGUGGGAUGCCUGCUUCUCACUACCACCUGUGUCUGGACACAUGUUUAUGUCUCAUUUUCCUUUUGGCAUGUGGAAAGCUGUCAAUGCAGUGUAAGGCCAACAUGUGUGUGGCUUCUAUGUGUUGAGAUAAUGUUUUGGUAUCCUUGUCCGUUUCAUUUAUUUUUUAAGUGUACAAAAAAUAACCUGUUAAUUGUUGAAGGCUACUUUUCUGUUCUUUUGUUGUUGUUGUUCUAUCCUGUACAUUUAGUUGAACUGUGUGGAAUUGUGGUGUUGGUUUUGUUUAUACAGCCAGAUUUUUCCUUCUUUUUUUUUGUGAUGAUCUUCCUUUGUUCUUCGAAUGUGCUCUUUUGUCUUUUUCUCUUUUAUCUCAUGUUUUCUUCCUUCCACUUCCACCCCUUUCUUUCUUUCUCUCUCUGAUUGAGAGGCAUUGAAUUACGUUUUCAGUAGUACAGGCUUCUUGCCGAUAUGAAGGGAACUUUUCAGAAAGAGACCUACUCUGGGUCAUUUAAUUUUGAAUACAGUUUUCAAUCGUUCAAGUUUUGGAUGGUUUAUAUCUAAUGUGUGUUUCAUUUUUUUGGAAAGCUAUAUUUUGUAUUUAGGAAAUGGUAUACUAUUUUGCUAUUUGUACUGAGUGAGUACAUUGGCAUAAAUAUAGAAAUUUAUAUAUAUACAUAUAUAUAAACUAUUCUUUUUUGCCACACAUUUUUGUGGUAAAUUUGUGAGUUUGUCUGAUGUUCUACCACAACGUGGCGUCUGAUAACAGUGAGGGGGGGUGGGGUUUGUUAUGUCUUUAUUGAGUAUUUAAGUAUCUUUUGAAACAAAUGACAUGUUCAUCUGUGGCCAUUCCAUCAGGCAGUUCCUUGAUGUCAGUAGUGGGCUAAAGGCAGCUUACUGUGUGUUUGCUGGAGCUUUCACUCAGCCAAGUGUUAGAGUCAGGAAACCCAUUGAGGCAAUGGCAUCAAAUGGUGUUUCACAAGAAUGAGCCAUUCAGUCUUUGCUCACUAUAUAUUUAAUAUUUUAUUAUUGUUGUUAUUGUUAUUAUUAAUUGGCUUUCUGUAUUCUAUGCCUUUUAUUUAUAAAGACACUAAGAAAACCCAUGUUUGUAAUUUUAAUAACAUUUUUCCCAUCUUGUAAUAUCCAGAGCUACUUUAUAAAUUCUCUGAACCAAAA
Molecule: messenger RNA, 7514 nt
Organism: Nomascus leucogenys (northern white-cheeked gibbon)
Lineage: Eukaryota; Metazoa; Chordata; Mammalia; Primates; Hylobatidae
Gene: NFAT5
Product: nuclear factor of activated T cells 5
Biological process (GO): regulation of transcription by RNA polymerase II; calcineurin-NFAT signaling cascade; cytokine production
Cellular component (GO): transcription regulator complex
Molecular function (GO): RNA polymerase II cis-regulatory region sequence-specific DNA binding; transcription factor binding; DNA-binding transcription factor activity, RNA polymerase II-specific
Source: RefSeq, a predicted model, not a curated record